Molecule: messenger RNA, 1413 nt
Organism: Batrachochytrium dendrobatidis JAM81
Lineage: Eukaryota; Fungi; Chytridiomycota; Chytridiomycetes; Rhizophydiales
Exons: 8
Coding region: 1-1413 (470 amino acids)
Biological process (GO): lipid metabolic process
Source: RefSeq, a predicted model, not a curated record
AUGUCUACUAGUCUUUACUUGAUUGUCACUGCGUGUAUAGCACCAGUCGCUCAUUACGAAUAUUUCAAAAAAUCCUCGUAUAAAAUGCUUGCUACCUUGGGAUUCCUCUAUCUGUUGGUCAUUCAAUGUGCCCAGGCUCAAACUCGAGUGGUUAAAGUCGUAGCACCAUCUCUUGUAGGUUUAAACGUGGGCUCGUAUCAAAAGUCGAUAAAGAAGGUCUGGAAAUCUCACACUGGCUCAGACAAAAAGGCUGGAACACUUUUAUCGCCCUCAUCGGCUACCACGAGCAAGAUGGCCAAUACUUUAAUAGGAUAUACCACGGAAGAACAGGAUGAGAUGAGGCGUCAAUACAUGUACAUGGUAGAAAAACUCAGUGCGGAGCUUACAAUUGAGUUUCAAUCUGAACAAACCUACAAAGGACCAUCCUUUAAAUCACUAGCAAAAUUUAAGAAAUAUGCCGAUCGCUUCAAAUUGAAAAGUAAAAAAGUACCUGAAGUGGUUGAUGGACGUCCCGAAACAUCUCCAGAACCCCUCGCCAAGUCACUUAUGGCUCAGUAUGCUCAGUACAAUCUUUUUGCAUCUGCCGUUUCUUGCAAAGUAGUCAAUGUUGCUAGCAAGUGGGAGUGUGGUCCACUUUGCCAAGAUGCUACGGCUGGAACUCAAAUUGUCUCACUAAUCAAAGAUCCAACCCGAAGUAGAACAGAUAUGAGUGUCGGAUAUGUUGGGAUUAAUAAUCAGUUGAAAACAAUUAUCGUGUCGUAUAGAGGGACAAUGGGGUCGGUUGAUUGGAGACAAAACCUUCGUGCCGUGACAACACUCAUUCAAGAAUUAUAUGAAUAUCCAAAAAAGCAUAUUUUCAACGAAGCUCGGGUUCACGCCGGGUUUUUAGGCGAGUUUAUGCGAAUUAGAGACACAGUGGCUCGUGCUCUACUCAUGGCAAUCUCACUCCAUCCAGAAUACAAAAUUCACAUAACUGGUCAUUCCAAGGGUGGUACACUUGCUACUCUAACUGCGGUGGACCUAUACAUGACUCACGAUCUGCCCAACAUUGAAAAAAAAGUGCAUUUGAUUACAUUUGGCACGCCACGUGUUGGCAACAGGGAAUGGGCAGCCUGGUUAGAUGGAAUUCCAUUUGCUGAAGCUAUUCGUGUAAUCCACCAAAAUGAUCCAGUGGUACAUUUACCACCGAUAGCUAUGGGGUACCAGCAUACUGGCGUUCCGGUUUUGGUAACAGCAGAUCGUCAUGUUGUAGGGUGCACCUAUUACAAGGAUAGAUUGAGCGAUGAAAACUGUCUUCCUCACAGUCCUGAAAAAUCUUCUCAUACACACAACUACUUUCACAAAACUUUUUUUGAGUCAUACCAUCACAUUACAUAUGAGAAUCCUAACUGUCAUGGAUUGUACGUAAUUUGA